UCAAGAUCAUCCGACCGUGUCAGUUUACUUGGCAGAGCCACAGACAGUGUAUGGUCAGCCGAGAAGAUAUGAUCACUCCGAUAUCACUGUGUGUGUUAUCUACACUAAUACAUGUUACAUCAUCGGAACUCUUCACUUCUAUGGAUUAUAUAUAUUCCGCCAUUAGAGAUGCUAACCAGAUUUCAUUAAGGUUGGAUGAUUAUAUUGCGAACGAAGAAAACAGAUUGGCCGAGUUAAAACAAUAUGCUGAGAAGUUAACACAAUUACAGAACGAUCUACUGAAAGAUGACGAUGGCUGGGCUGGUAACCCGGUCAGUGUGUACAAAUUCACCAAGGUGUACACUGAUGAAUGGGACGAGACGUUUGCUGCCUAUAAGCAGAAUAGUCACCAGGAGGCGCUGGACGAGAUUCUUAAACUCAAGAAAACCUACAUGCCAGGCCAAGAGGACAUGAAUGGGGUAACAGACGGAUUAGCCCGCCUUAUCGGCACAUACAAAAUAUCUGCCAGUGAAAUCGCUAACGGCACAAUAAAGGGCAUACAUACAGGGGAGUUAACAGCCCACGACUGUAACAGCAUAGCCCAAGAUUUCCACACACGGGAGUUCACACAGCUCGCCCUAGAUUGGUAUGACGUUGCCAUUGAAAAAAUCCAAAAAGAAGUCAGCGAGAUGGUACCGACCUCUUGUCAGAAUGAGACAUGUUUAGAUUGGACCGAAAACUAUGUCAAAAUGUCCAUAACAAAUAUCAAAAUAUCAAGAGAUUUAGCUGUUGAAUUGCUUCAAAAGCAAAUGAGAAAUUUCACAAUAGAUUUGCAAGCUCUAUUAGAAGAACAAGAAGAUGACAAAGAGCUACAAGAAAGUAUGGAGGCAGAAAUCAUGGCAAUGCAUAACGAUGGUAGUAUCCAGUUUUACGGAAAAGAACUAAUUCGAAACGUGCAUACCAAGCGGUCAUAUGAAAAACUAUGCCGAGGGGCUGUCGAGAGUAGGGUAAAAGAUCCAUCUCUGGUGUGUUCCUACGUCAACAACGAUAAUCACCCCUUAUUGCUGAUCCAGCCGGCAAAGAUUGAGUAUCUGAGCUGGUCCCCAUACAUCGUCAUCUACCAUGACAUCAUGUCGGACUCAGAGACCACGACUCUACAGAAUCUCACAUUCAACUACCUUGAACGGUCCCAAGGAAUCCCUGCCAACCCUACCAGUGAUGAUGAGGGUUUGGAAAUGGAUUCGCGAAUCAGUCGAUACUAUUACGUCGAUGAUGAUAAUCCGAUGGUGAAAAGGCUCAACACAAGGAUACAGGCAAUAACGACACUGAAACCGGUCUAUCCUUCCGCCGAGGUUCUACAGGUAGGAAAUUACGGAAUGGGAGGACAAUACGAGCCACAUUAUGAUUGGUUCGGGAAACAACAAGUACAAAUUUUAACGGAACAUAAAGCAAACAGGCUAGCUACGAUGCUGUUUUAUCUGAGCGAUGUACGGGCGGGAGGUGCGACAGUGUUCCCUCUAAUCGACGUGCAUAUCCCCGUGCGGAAGGGAGCCGCUGCAUUCUGGCUUAACCUCGAUAACGACUUAGAGGGAGUUGAGACUACACUCCAUGCUGGUUGUCCGGUGCUGAUUGGUUCAAAAUGGAUUGCCAACAAAUGGAUUCACACGCACAAUCAGAAUACCCAAUGUUUUAAAUCAGACUCAAAAGAAGCAAACAUUACAUCUAAAUCGACAGCGACCACGUCCGUUGAUUAAUCCCGUGUUUAUCUGUAUUAAACACAUCAAUUCGUUUUUAAAAGCAUAUUUGCCACAUGAAACGCUUGCUGUGCUGUAGACUUUUUUGGCGCACUUAAUUCUAACCAUUUAAGUGCAAUAAUUGAUUGGCGCUCCCGUAGGUGUUCUUUCUGUUGGCACCAAUUACACAGAAACUGCAUCUAGCGCAAUCAGAAUAUCGCCGUAAGCUUUCUCUAAAUGUAUCCAGCAAUCGCCAGUCAAGUAACACAAUACAUUUCGUCUCUCCAUUAUAUACAGAUGUCAUUUCCGUUAUCAUGGUGCAUUUGGAACUGUUGCAUUUGAAGUCAUGUUGAUUAUUGACAAAUAUGGUAUAUUUCGAGACUGAAUGGUUCGUUGUAAUUUGGAUUUAUAAACAAAUAUUUGUUGCAUCACAUUUCCCUGCGUUGACAUACUUUAGGUAUGUAUUUUGGCGAGGUGAUAUUUUAGUGCAUAUUGGUGAAAAGGUGCAUCCCCAACAUAUCUUAUGAAAUAUUACAAAAAAUUGAAAUUAGACAAAGGGGUUACAUCGAUACCGACUCUAUUUUAUUUCUGUCAUUACAAACCCCUGGGAUUAGAUCCAGCAUACUGUUUAAAGCAUCGAACGCUUAAUUAUGAUCAACAUUUAAAGUGUAUGAAUAGUAUUAGUAUGUGUGAAUUGUACUAGACAAGCCAUAAUUGCGAUUUUUGUGCAGGAGUGGUCAUUUCCCUGGUAGAUGUGUGGUGAGGAUGUACGUGUGUUUUGUCAUUAAACUGUUAUUCACAUCAGAAA
Messenger RNA from Pecten maximus, 2520 nucleotides. Its product is annotated as prolyl 4-hydroxylase subunit alpha-1-like. The record is from RefSeq and is a predicted model, not a curated record. Gene Ontology annotation, cellular component: endoplasmic reticulum. The transcript is spliced from 13 exons. Gene Ontology annotation, biological process: peptidyl-proline hydroxylation to 4-hydroxy-L-proline. Gene Ontology annotation, molecular function: protein binding; iron ion binding; procollagen-proline 4-dioxygenase activity. Bases 51 to 1733 code for a protein of 560 amino acids. NCBI's taxonomy places the organism in Eukaryota, Metazoa, Mollusca, Bivalvia, Pectinida, Pectinidae.